Messenger RNA from Fonsecaea nubica, 792 nucleotides. RefSeq lists its product as hypothetical. NCBI's taxonomy places the organism in Eukaryota, Fungi, Ascomycota, Eurotiomycetes, Chaetothyriales, Herpotrichiellaceae. The record is from RefSeq and is a predicted model, not a curated record. Gene Ontology annotation, molecular function: protein binding. Bases 1 to 792 code for a protein of 263 amino acids. The transcript has a single exon.
AUGUCUGUCACCAGUCCCGAGAAAGAAGAAACGCGCAAAGAGGACAGCCCUCACAGUGACGAAGAUGGGGAAGUGAACAGCCAUGAUUCAUCGCCCGCAAAAUCCUUAGAUCAAGAUCCAGAAGACCAACGUGCCACAGAGACACCUGAAGCCAACCCUCCUCUUCCUACCGAGGAAGAUCCUCCUCCAUUACCCGUCGAGGCACCUCCAACUCAACCUGUGGAUGAUGGCUGGGAACCGGUUUGGGACGACCAUGCCCAGGCAUUCUAUUUCUUCAAUCGAUUUACAAAGGUAACCCAGUGGGAGAAUCCACGAGUACCGGAGGCACCGAGUCAAGCCGGGCCACCAGGAGUUGGAAACCACGACAGAAUAGGGGGCGUACAAGGGCCUCCAGCAAAUCGAGUCGGUGGAUAUGACCCUGCCAUUCACGGUGAUUAUGACCCGAAUGCCGAUUACGCCAAAGCCUACGAAAUCUCUCCGGUAGACAUGGCGCCCGGCGCUGCUCCAGGCACGAAUCCUGCCGACCCAUACGCUGCCACGGGGACGUUUAAUCGCUUCACAGGGAAAUGGCAGCGAGCAGACCUCAAUCCUGAAAAGUUCACCGAUGAGCAAAAGAGUCGGCGGCAGAUGAAUGCCUUCUUUGAUGUGGAUGCUGCCGCCAAUAGUCAUGAUGGCAGAAGCCUGAGAGCCGAGAGGGCAAAUAAGAAAUUGAGCAAGGCCGAGAUAAAAGCGUUCAAGGAGAAGCGGAGGGAGAAGAAGGAGGAGAAACGGCGCGCAUGGUUGAGAGAUUGA